Messenger RNA from Pungitius pungitius (ninespine stickleback), 2415 nucleotides. RefSeq names its product guanine nucleotide-binding protein G(i) subunit alpha-1. Gene Ontology annotation, biological process: adenylate cyclase-modulating G protein-coupled receptor signaling pathway. The transcript is spliced from 10 exons. Gene Ontology annotation, molecular function: GTP binding; GTPase activity; G-protein beta/gamma-subunit complex binding. The record is from RefSeq and is a predicted model, not a curated record. Lineage: Eukaryota; Metazoa; Chordata; Actinopteri; Perciformes; Gasterosteidae. Gene Ontology annotation, cellular component: heterotrimeric G-protein complex. Bases 259 to 1323 code for a protein of 354 amino acids.
GCAGUUCCAACGUAUGCGCAAACACCAGGAAGCGAGCACUUUGUUGGUGUAGCGACUCUUUUUAUUCCGUGAGAGGUUCUGAGGUUGAUCGAGUCCUUUUGCCAACGAACGUCGGUUGAACUCAAACCGGAGAGCCAGCUAUCGUGGAAGCCGCACGUUGUGGGUGACCAACAUUUGGGUUUUGAUCGUGGAAUCGGACGUUUGACUUGCCAGGCAAGGGCGUGUUUGAAUUUCAAGUGUUGGUCAGUUCUCAAGAAGAUGGGAUGUACUCUGAGCACGGACGACAAGGCGGCGCAGGAGCGGAGCAAGAUGAUCGACAAGAACCUGCGGGACGACGGAGAAAAGGCUGCCCGGGAGGUCAAGCUGCUGCUGCUCGGUGCUGGAGAGUCUGGAAAAAGUACAAUUGUUAAACAGAUGAAGAUCAUCCAUGAGGCGGGCUACUCAGAGGAGGAGUGUAAGCAGUACAAGGCCGUGGUCUACAGCAACACCAUCCAGUCCAUCAUCGCCAUCAUCAGAGCUAUGGGACGCCUCAAGAUCGACUUUGCCGACCCAGCCAGAGCGGACGAUGCGCGCCAGCUGUUCGUCUUGGCAGGUUCGGCGGAAGAGGGCUUCAUGACCGGCGAGCUAGCCGGGGUCAUCCAGCGGCUGUGGAAGGACGGAGGCGUUCAGGCCUGCUUCAGCCGCUCCCGCGAGUAUCAGCUCAACGACUCUGCAGCGUACUACCUAAAUGACUUGGACAGGAUAUCCCACGGUGCUUAUGUGCCCACCCAACAGGAUGUGCUGAGGACCAGAGUGAAGACCACAGGCAUUGUGGAAACGCACUUUACCUUCAAGGACCUGCACUUCAAAAUGUUUGAUGUCGGUGGACAGCGAUCCGAGAGGAAGAAGUGGAUUCAUUGUUUUGAGGGAGUCACUGCCAUCAUCUUCUGUGUGGCUCUGAGUGACUAUGACCUGGUGCUGGCUGAGGACGAGGAGAUGAAUCGAAUGCAUGAGAGCAUGAAGCUGUUUGACUCAAUCUGCAACAACAAGUGGUUCACCGACACCUCCAUCAUACUCUUCCUCAACAAGAAAGACCUGUUUGAGGAAAAGAUCAAAAAGAGCCCUCUCACAAUCUGCUACCCAGAAUAUGCAGGCUCCAACACCUACGAAGAGGCAGCGGCUUACAUCCAGUGCCAGUUUGAGGACCUGAACAAGAGAAAGGACACGAAGGAGAUCUACACCCACUUCACCUGUGCCACCGACACCAAGAACGUGCAGUUUGUGUUCGAUGCCGUCACCGACGUCAUCAUCAAGAACAACCUGAAGGACUGUGGCCUUUUCUGAAGGCAGCGUGGUUGCUGGCAUGCCGAGUGACUUUAUUCAAGGGGACUCAGACUGGAGGGAACCUCGCGGACCCUGCUGAGAAUGUCACUUUUAACCUCUUAUUAACUUAUGUUCAUCUCUAAAAGUUUUAAAGACGGUGUGUAGAAAACAUUUUGUGUAAAAUAUAUUUGUACAACUGUCUAUGGAUGGGGAUUUUUCACAGUUUUUAAAAUGUGCUUGUUUUACCUUUAUUGUUAUUAUUUUAUAUAAAGGGGGGGCCCUUUGAGUUUUAUUUUUUCCAUGAAUGAACACCUUUUGUUUUAGGUCCUUGUGCCUUGCAUGCUUUAGUUGCAGUGUGUGUUCUUUUUGUUGAGUUAGAUGUUAGGUUUAUGUAAAUGUUACCAUAGAACUUUCCCGAGCCGCCCCUCUGCCCCCAAGUCCAUAUGAACUGUUUCUUUCUGAUGCUUUUCUUUUUUGCGUCCUUAGACAAACCAAACAAGACCAACUCACUCUGACAUACUGUGAGAGCCGUGUGUAAACCUUUUCCAAUGUGAGACUUGCAUGUAAGUUGGAGCUUUGAUUUGAUUGAGGCCAAAAGCCGGCGCGAGUGAUUCUUUGUGUGUGAGAGAGAGAGUGUGUGUGUGCGUGUGUGUGUGUGAUAGAGAGCGAGAGAGAGAGAACGUGUGCACAAUGAAAAACAAAGGGACUUUAUUCCUCUACUUGUCAUCCUCUUUCAAAGUUUUAUUUUUCUAAGCAACCAAAAAGAAGCUACUCUGUAAUUAACGAAUGCGCGUUGUUUGUGCGCCUCGACAAACUGUAACAUUCCUUUUAUUGAAUCAAGAAGCAAAGAAGCUUUGAAAAGAGGAUGCCAAUGGCGGCCUUGUAGCAAACAGUAGGACCACGUGUAGAUCUGUGGUCAGUGCAUAGACAGACCGUCAUGGCUGGGUGCACUGCUAAUGAUCGUGAUGUGUGAUGGUUUCAAGUUACAUAUCCGCCCCCCCUGGACCCCCCAACCCUCUGUUUCCAUUGGAUGGGCACAUUAGUGGACUAAUCUCCAUGAUUUUGCUAAUAAAAGAGCUGCUAUGGUAAAACCAUGGCAGCUUAUGCAACAAA